UACAUUGCACAGCUGAUUGCAGACUAUAAUUCCCAUCACUAGACUUUUUGAACAAACUAAAAAUUAAUUUUUAACAAAGUAAUAUUAAAGUAACGUUAGCUACUGCAAACGACAACUUACUGUGGGAAUUGUGACCUUAGAAAAGCCGCGUGGACAAGAUGCAGCAGAGAGUGGUUUUAUACGGGAUUUUGGUCUCGUUUCUAAUCACAAAUCCAACCACCGACGCCAUACAGGCACGCAGCGACAAGGAACAGCCGCAAACGGUGGUCUCAGGCACGGCCGUGCAGUCCGUGGUCCCCGUACAGGCCCAACUUGGCUCCAGCUCCUCAUCGGCAUCGUUAUCCUCCGCCUCCAACUCGGCAUUCCAUCCAUUGGGGCCGAAUGUCUUGUGCUCCUUUCUGCCCCGUGACUUUCUUGAGUGCAAGGAUCCUAUCGAUCACAGGGACAAUGCCACGGCCAAGAUAGAGAAGGGCUACGGCUGCCUGCGAUUCGGCGGUUCCUCCUACGAAGAUGUGGAGCACACAAAGGUCCAGUGCACCGUCUACUCGGACAUCGAUUGCUACGGCAACCGCACCUUCUUCCGGGAGGGUGUGCCCUGUGUCCGCUACACGGAUCACUAUUUCGUCACCACGCUCAUCUACAGCAUGCUGCUUGGAUUCCUUGGCAUGGAUCGCUUCUGCCUGGGACAGACGGGCACGGCAGUAGGCAAAUUGCUGACAAUGGGCGGUGUGGGCGUCUGGUGGAUUAUUGAUGUCAUUUUGUUGAUUACCAACAAUCUCCUGCCGGAGGAUGGUAGCAACUGGAAUCCCUACGUCUAGAUACAUGUUAUGUUAGUUGUUUGUGUGAUAUUUUAGAAUUUAAGUAAGUUUAAAGUACAAUAAAU
This is a messenger RNA of Drosophila obscura, 883 nucleotides long. It is a transcript of the gene amrt, whose product is annotated as TM2 domain-containing protein CG11103. Lineage: Eukaryota; Metazoa; Arthropoda; Insecta; Diptera; Drosophilidae. The record is from RefSeq and is a predicted model, not a curated record. The transcript has a single exon. The coding region runs from base 159 to 818 and encodes 219 amino acids.